Messenger RNA from Loa loa (African eye worm), 318 nucleotides. RefSeq lists its product as hypothetical. The record is from RefSeq and is a predicted model, not a curated record. The coding region runs from base 1 to 318 and encodes 105 amino acids. The transcript has 2 exons. Lineage: Eukaryota; Metazoa; Nematoda; Chromadorea; Rhabditida; Onchocercidae.
AUGAUUGUAUUUUACAGCCGAUUGAACAAUCUCGAAUCAUCAAUCAAGACAAGCACCGAAAAUCCUCUAUUUGGCGAUUACGACGAAAAAAGUUGGUUCGGCGAAAGUGGCGUGCCUAAUCUGGCACGUGACCCAAUCGCGCAAUUUCUGGCACUGCUCAAAAAACCUCGAACAAUGGGCAACCUGGAAGCCCUUAUCAGGAUUAAAGUGAUAAUCAAAAUGAAUAGUGCUGAGGCAAAGGAGGGUGUAGUACAGAGAAAUAAUUUUAAGAAGGAAUUAAAAAAGAAAAAUUCUCCAAGAAAAUCGAAGAAGUCUUAA